UUGGCUUUCUUUAACCUUUUCUCGAGCUUGACUUUCUUUUGUCAAUUUAUUGAAGUGGGUUUUUUUUCUCUUUCUUUUCAAUGGAGAGCUACCACCACUUUGGCGAUGGUGAUACCCAUUUGCCUCCUGGCUUUAGGUUUCACCCAACUGAUGAGGAGCUUAUCACCUACUAUCUCCUCAAGAAGGUUCUUGACAGAAACUUCACUGGUAGGGCCAUUGCUGAAGUUGACCUUAACAAAUGUGAGCCAUGGGAACUUCCAGGGAAAGCUAAGAUGGUAGAGAAAGAGUGGUACUUCUUUAGUUUGAGAGAUAGAAAGUACCCGACUGGGCUGAGAACUAAUAGAGCCACUGAAGCUGGUUAUUGGAAGGCUACAGGGAAAGACAGGGAGAUUCGUAGCUCAAAGACUGGUGCACUUGUAGGAAUGAAGAAGACUCUGGUGUUCUACAGAGGGAGAGCCCCUGAAGGAGGUAAAAGUAACUGGGUUAUGCAUGAGUAUCGCCUUGAAGGAAAAUUUGCUUACCAUUACAUCUCCGGGUGCUCUAAGGUAUAGUGAGCUCAUUUGUUUUGUGUCACCAUGUUCUCUCUUUCAAGUCAUGCAAGGAAAAACCUGUUUUCUAGGGUUUAAUACUCGUUUCCCUGUCAAGCCUUGUUUGUCAUCCCAGU
This is a messenger RNA of Populus nigra (black poplar), 664 nucleotides long. Its product is annotated as protein CUP-SHAPED COTYLEDON 2. Bases 81 to 551 code for a protein of 156 amino acids. Gene Ontology annotation, biological process: regulation of DNA-templated transcription. Gene Ontology annotation, molecular function: DNA binding. NCBI's taxonomy places the organism in Eukaryota, Viridiplantae, Streptophyta, Magnoliopsida, Malpighiales, Salicaceae. The transcript has 2 exons. The record is from RefSeq and is a predicted model, not a curated record.